This is a messenger RNA of Pocillopora damicornis (cauliflower coral), 1854 nucleotides long. Its product is annotated as tetratricopeptide repeat protein 28-like. The record is from RefSeq and is a predicted model, not a curated record. NCBI's taxonomy places the organism in Eukaryota, Metazoa, Cnidaria, Anthozoa, Scleractinia, Pocilloporidae.
AUGCUUGGAGUUGAAGUCAAAUGUUUACCCACAUUUGCCGCUUAUUGUAACACUCUCAGUGGAAGUCAUUUUCAAGCAAAGGCUAAAGAAUAUUACGAAAAAGCGCUUGCCAUCGCGAUAGAAAUUGGUGACAAAGAAGGAGAAGAAGGAACAUACGGGAAUCUUGGAGCUGUGUUUGAUUCCCUUGGUGAACAUCAGAAGGCACUUGCCAUCGCGAUAGAAAUUGGCGACAAAAAAGAAGAAGGAAGAAUUAACGGGAACAUUGGUACUGUGUUUCAAUGCCUUGGCGAAUAUCCGAAGGCUAGGGAACACCACGAGAAAGCACUUGCUAUCGCGAUAGAAAUUGGCGACAGACAAGGGGAAGGAAUAAGUAACGGGAACAUUGGAACUGCGUUUCAAUCCAUUGGCCAAUAUCAGAAGGCUAACGAAUAUUACGAGAAAGCACUUGCCAUCGCGAUAGAAAUUGGCGACAGACAAGGAGAAGAAAUAAUUAAUAAAAACCUUGGAGCUAUGUGUCAAUUCCUUGGAAAACAUCAGAAGGCUAAAGAAUUUCACGAGAAAGCACUUACCAUCGCGAUAGAAAUUGGCGACAAAAAAGAAGAAGGAAGAAUUAAGGGGAACCUCGGAGUUGUGUUUGAUUCCCUUGGCGAAUAUCCGAAGGCUAAGGAACACCACGAGAAAGCACUUGCUAUCGCGAUAGAAAUUGGCGACAGAGAAGGGGAAGGAAUAAGUAACGGGAACAUUGGAACUGCGUUUCAAUCUAUUGGCCAAUAUCAGAAGGCCAACGAAUAUUACGAGAAAGCACUUGCCAUCGCGAUAGAAAUUGGCGACAGACAAGGAGAAGAAAUAAUUAAUAAAAACCUUGGAGCUAUGUGUCAAUUCCUUGGCAAACAUCAGAAGGCUAAAGAAUUUCACGAGAAAGCACUUGCCAUCGCGAUAGAAAUUGGCGACAAAAAAGGAGAGGGAAGAAGUAAGGGGAACCUCGGAGUUGUGUUUAAUUCCCUUGGCGAAUAUCCGAAGGCUAAGGAACACCACGAGAAAGCACUUGCUAUCGCGAUAGAAAUUGGCGACAAACGAAGAGAAGGAUUAAUUAACGGGAACCUUGGAGCUGUGUUUGAUUCCCUCGGCGAAUAUCAGAAAGCUAAAGAAUAUCACGAGAAAGCACUUGCCAUCGCGAUAGAAAUUGGCGACAAACUAGGUGAAGGAACAAGCAACGAGAACCUCGGAGUUAUGUUUCAAUCCCGUGGCGAAUACAAGAAGGCUAAAGAAUAUCACGAGAAAGCACUUACGAUCGCAAUAGAAAUUGGCCACAAACGAAGAGAAGGAAUAAGCAAUGGGAACCUUGGAGCUGUGUUUGAUUCCCUCUGCGAAUAUCAGAAGGCUAAAGAAUAUCACGAGAAAGCACUUGCCAUCGCAAUAGAAAUUGGCCACAAACGAGGAGAAGGAAGAAGCAACGGGAACCUCGGGGUUGUGUUUGAUUCCCUCGGCGAAUAUCAGAAGGCUAAAGAAUAUCACGAGAAAGCACUUGCCAUCGCGAUAGAAAUUAGCGACAAAAAAGAAGAAGGAAGAAUUAAGGGGAGCCUCGGAGUUGUGUUAUAUUCCCUUGGCGAAUAUCUGAAGGCUAAGGAACACCACGAGAAAGCGCUUGCUAUCGCGAUAGAAAAUGGCGACAGACAAGGAGAAGGAAUAAGAAGAAGUAACGGGAACAUUGGAAAUGUGUUUCAAUCCCUUGGCCAAUAUCAGAAGGCUAAAGAAUAUCACAAGAGAGCACUUGCCAUUGCGAUAGAAAUUGGCGACAGAGCAGUAGAAGGAAGAAGCAACGGGAACCUCGGUCAUCUGUCUUUGCUUCCGUGA